AUGCACAGAAGAAAAAAGGCCAAAAUACAAACGGAAGAAGAGGUUGUAACAGAUGAAAAAGACAGAGUAGCCGCUGAAAUGCCUGUUUCAAAGCUAUAUGAAGAAGACAGCAUCGUUGAGUGUACCACCAGUGUCAAUAGCUCGGAAGAUGUUGAAGACAGCGACGAUGAGCGUACCAUCGAUGAUAACGACUCUGAAGAAGUUGAAGACAACGACCUUGAAGAUAUAAUAAACAUCAGUGAUCCUGACAAAGUCUAUGAGAGCGACGGUUCCAGCAUCGCCAGCAUCAACAGAUUGAUGCAUGUCCAACAGAACAACAGCUUCAUGAAAUCUGUGUACAGAUACUACAGUUGUUUGGCACAAAAAAGGAACGUUGGAUCUUCACAAGUAGCUGCAAGCUCAUUGCUUGGUGAGACUGGUGUCUGCUCCGUGAUGGACAGGUUCACUUUGUCACUUUUAGACAAAUGGCGUCACGAAAAAAAACUUGGCAAAGACGACUCUCAAUACUUGAAGUUAACUAUGUCAAGAAUUCUUGAUACAAUUAAUAAGAGAAAUCCUGUAUUAAGUGAAAUCGGAGAAGAACUGCUCAGCAGUUUUGACGAACAAAUGAAUCUUCCUCCGUACGAAAUGCCUUCCACUGUAUCAGAUUUCAUCAAGAAGUUUAUCGAAAAAGCGAAAGAUUCAAGCCACAAAGAUCUUGUGAUUUUCGUAAAGCAAAUAACGUUGGAAGCAUGGUCAAAAAAUGACGAGGAACUUAAAAAAGUGACUGAAAUAUACGAUUAUUUAUUACUGCACAUUGAUGAGUUACAAAAACUCGACAAAACAUCUUCAGAAUUGCAAUGCUUUAUCCCAACCUACCACAUCUUGAACAUUAUAUUUCGAGAUACAGGCAUAAAGCUCGUCAUAGGAGAGAAGGGAUGCGAUGCGUCGAAGAAAGCAAGAGGCAUCAAUGAACGUUAUUUUGCAGCAAAAAAACAAGACAAUAUACGCGGCCGCAAGUUAGAUAUGAUGCUAGUAUAUAACGGUAUUGUUCUGUGCUCUGCGGAGUGGAAGUCAAUGACGGCGUCAAAACCUGUUGUUUUGAAACAAUAUGUAAAGAAUUUGCGUGUCAACAGCUCGAUUCUUCACAAUUUGAGAAGCUGCCUGAAUGAUGACAGCACUACGAUUUUAGGAAUAGAUUGGAAGGGACUAGUAGGCUAUGUGUAUAUUAUGAAGAAGUUAGGCGAUGUGGUAGUCGUCAAAGAGGAAUCUGGAGUAUUUGUUCCAUCAGACAUGUGUGAAUUUGAAGAUUUUACACAAUCAAUCGAAUCGCUGAUGAAGUUUAAGGCAUACUACGUUGGUCUAGCCAUGAAGAUCAAAGUCAAAGCAGCAAAAGAUCGUCGUCAACGGUUCCACGAUGACCACUUUAACAUCACCCCUACUACCAGCAGAAGCCCCUCUCCACAUACCUUUUUUACCCCGAAACGGCCCACCACUACCCACCGAUAUCAAGAGUAA
Messenger RNA from Gilbertella persicaria, 1497 nucleotides. RefSeq lists its product as uncharacterized. The transcript is spliced from 10 exons. The coding region runs from base 1 to 1497 and encodes 498 amino acids. The record is from RefSeq and is a predicted model, not a curated record. NCBI's taxonomy places the organism in Eukaryota, Fungi, Mucoromycota, Mucoromycetes, Mucorales, Choanephoraceae.